CUGUCUGCUGCAGGGGCUGAUGGGAGAUGUGAGGAGCUGUUAGAAACCACGUGGCCCUCGUCUGAUCUCACAGCUCGUCCUUGUUUGGCCUCAGCUGCAUCAGAGCGCCACUUCUCCCCAGGUUCACCAGAGGAAACACCACUGAACUAAAUGCUUUUCCUCCCAGCUGCUGCUCUGUGCUGUCUGUGUUCAGCGCUGGCUGCCAUGGCAACACAGCUGAUUCAGGAGGAUUUAACAUUGACCAGGAGAGUUGGUGGAGACGUCUCCUUCAGCUGUCGAGGCUAUGAGCAGUGUGACCUACCUUUUGUAUACUGGUACCAGAAGAGAGACACAGAAACAUUCUCAAGGAUUCUUCGAAUUACCAGGACUAGUGGUAACAUAUAUAAGGGAUACAAUCAUCAGCAGAAAGAUGAUUUCUCAGCUGUCUAUGAAACGAACAGCUGUGAGUUACAGAUACAGAGCGUUAAACUCGAUCAUUCAGCCACCUACUACUGCUCCUGUGUGAAGAAUGUUCUCCACAGAUACUACUGGAUCUUUGGCUCUGGAACUAAACUGAUUGUAUCAGAUGAGCCGGUAGUGAAGCCCGGUGUGGGUGGCGCGUGGUACCCAGCAGCAUCCAGAGCCCACCUGGAGGGGAAGAGCUCCCUGCUGUGUCUGGCCUCAGCCAUGUUUCCUCCUCUGGUCCAGUUCUCCUGGAAAAGACGAAAUGAGACUGGUCCUCUGGAGGAGCUGUCCUCUGAUGAUAUAGAGCAGCUGGAGAUCAGAGAGUCAGGACACACCGCCUCCAUCUUGCUGAUCCAUCAGAAAGAGAACAGCACAUAUAAAUACCGCUGUGACGUCCUACAUGAGGGGGGGACAGUGGAGGCCCAAACAGAACAAGAGGUUCCAGCUCCAGCAGCCUCCUGUCCUCCAGAGAGAGAUCCACCAGACCAGCUAGCUCUGGAGGAAGCUGACUUGUCCUUCCAGUCCCAGUGCAGGGUGAAGUUGUUCUGUCUGCUGUACACCCAGCUGAUAGUGAAGAGUCUGGUGUACUGCUGUGGACUCUCUCUGCUGAUGAUCCUCAGAAACAAGGGACCGUCCACCAGCUGCUCACAUGCUGACUGACUGUUUUCUGCUCGACUUUUCUCGCCAUCAAAUCUCAUCAAUUCAUCUCAUUUAUCACUUUGAUCACUAUUCACAUAUAUCAAUUAUGACUUGUUGUAGUUGUCAUCUUAAUAAUAUAAAUACCAGCCCGUUCUCAUUCCGAACUCGUAAAAUAAGGACGUUUGGACAGUGGCUUGUCAGCGUCUGAUGCGGCGAAAAAGGAGCACUUCAGCGUGUUUGUAUAACGCAGCAGGGAGAGCCGCAGUUAGAUACGAUUUAGCGAGUAGUAUGUAAGGGAGAAUUACUGCAGGUCAUGCUUGCUAGAGUUGCUUUUUAGAGUCGCUUUUUUCUUUCCUCCUGCGUGUCACCGAACCGUACAACCUUUUAAUAGUCCCGACCAAGCGCGUUUACUUGAAACGCUAAAGGAGAAUUUUAGCGUCAAUAUUAACGAGAAAGGCUCCUGACCAAACGUCCUUAUUUUAUUUAUUUUACGAGUUUGGUGUGAGAAUCUGUUGUAAAUACAUAUAUAUCUUAGCAGUUACUAAGUUUAAAAGUUAAGUUUAAAUUCUGUGGUGUUUUUAGAUACUUUAGUUUAUUUCUACUUUUAAUUGUGACUUGUAUAAUGAUAGAUCAUAUGAAUAAUCAGCUGUCUGGUAGAUAUUUCAUAGUUCAUAGUAUUUUUUCUGUCCUUGUGUUUCUCUUUAAUACAUUAUGUAGAGUG
This is a messenger RNA of Perca fluviatilis (European perch), 1804 nucleotides long. RefSeq lists its product as uncharacterized. The coding region runs from base 151 to 1104 and encodes 317 amino acids. The record is from RefSeq and is a predicted model, not a curated record. NCBI's taxonomy places the organism in Eukaryota, Metazoa, Chordata, Actinopteri, Perciformes, Percidae. The transcript has 6 exons.